Glossina fuscipes is the source of this 1393-nucleotide messenger RNA. It is a transcript of the gene FeCH, whose product is annotated as ferrochelatase, mitochondrial. The record is from RefSeq and is a predicted model, not a curated record. Bases 128 to 1297 code for a protein of 389 amino acids. Gene Ontology annotation, molecular function: protoporphyrin ferrochelatase activity. Gene Ontology annotation, biological process: heme biosynthetic process. NCBI's taxonomy places the organism in Eukaryota, Metazoa, Arthropoda, Insecta, Diptera, Glossinidae. The transcript has 6 exons.
CUGUUUUCUUUUUACUUUUUUUCUAUUGUGAACUUUUUCACAUGCAUUAAUGAAUAGUUUAUAAAAGGAGCUCAGUCUUCUUUUUUUAGAAAAAUAUUCCUGGAAUCGAAUCUAAUUUUGUUUGAUUAUGUUGUCAUUGAAAGGAAAUCAAUUUUUUGGUUUUGCUAAAGCCGGUAUUAGUUUGACGAGAUUUAGCACAACUACAUCGAAACAAAACGGUGUUAAGACUGCGAUUUUAAUGUUAAAUAUGGGCGGCCCACAAAGCACUGAUCAAGUGCCUGAUUACCUGUUACGUAUUAUGACUGAUCGCGACAUGAUACAAUUGCCGGUUCAAAGUCGUUUAGGUCCCUGGAUUGCUCAGAGGCGAGCUCCGGAAGUUCAAAAAAAAUAUCAACAAAUUGGUGGCGGUUCACCUAUACUGAAAUGGACUAAAUUGCAAGGAGAAUUAAUGUGCAAAGAAUUAGAUAGUUCAUCGCCAGAAACAGCGCCGCAUAAGCAUUAUGUAGGUUUUCGUUAUGUGGAUCCAUUGACUGAAAACACUUUACAAAAAAUUGAAAAAGAGUCUCCAGAAAGGGUUGUGUUAUUUUCACAAUAUCCUCAAUAUAGUUGUGCUACAUCGGGAUCCAGUUUCAAUUCGAUUUACACUCAUUACCGUAACAAUAGUACACUACCAAAAAAUAUAAAGUGGAGCGUGAUUGAUCGUUGGGGUACACAUCCACUAUUAAUUAAGACGUUUGCCGAUCGUAUUCGUCAAGAAUUAAAUAAGUUCUGUGAAACUAAGCGUAAACAUGUCGUAAUUCUUUUUACGGCCCAUUCCUUACCUUUGAAAGCAGUGAACCGAGGCGAUCCGUAUCCCUCUGAAAUUGGAGCAUCUGUACAUAUGGUAAUGCAGGAACUCGGCAAUUCUAAUCCCUACAGUUUGGCUUGGCAGUCGAAAGUGGGGCCUUUGCCUUGGCUAGCACCGGCGACUGAUGACGCUAUAAAGGGUUACGUGAAACAAGGUCUUAAAAAUUUCAUAUUGGUACCGAUUGCAUUUGUGAAUGAGCACAUAGAAACUUUACAUGAAUUGGAUAUUGAAUAUUGUGAUGAGUUAGCAAAGGAGGUCGGCGUUGAAGAAAUACGUCGUGCUGCAGCUCCCAAUGAUCAUCCGCUUUUUAUAAACGCAUUAAGCAGGAUAGUUUUGGAUCAUCUGCAUCACCAAUCGGCGGUCAAUCCAAAGUUUUUAAUGCGAUGUCCGAUGUGCACUAACCCGCGAUGUCGCGACAGUAAACGUUGGUAUGAAAAAAUCUGUGCAUAAUAGGCAAGGGACCGCUUUCAAGAAGUGCAUAUAGAAAUUAAGAUCCGGUUUUGGGAAUAAACAUUAUUGAAAGUCUUUAAAACGGCUACAAACCUA